Molecule: messenger RNA, 542 nt
Organism: Drosophila subobscura
Lineage: Eukaryota; Metazoa; Arthropoda; Insecta; Diptera; Drosophilidae
Product: putative cyclin-dependent serine/threonine-protein kinase DDB_G0272797/DDB_G0274007
Exons: 2
Coding region: 156-521 (121 amino acids)
Source: RefSeq, a predicted model, not a curated record
ACCUCGACAGCCACACACUCCCACACACCCACGAAGAAGAGUAGCAAACAGCAAGCACACACAAUGCAUAGCAGCGAAUAAGCGUUUCAUAAAUGUAUAUUUUUGUUUGAAAAAUAAACAAGUGCAAGAAAAGUAGUGGCCCAUUGUGGCCGCAAAUGGAAAUUCGUAUGAAAAUGUCCACUCGGCAACAGGAAAAUCAACAACAGCAGCAACAGCAACAGAAACAACAGCAGAAACAUCACCAACAACAACAGCAACAACCAGAGCCAGUGGCUCUACAACAAGUGGAGGAAAAACUUCAACAACAUCAGGAGAAACUUCUCAAUAAAGUCAAAGAACUUGAAGAGCAUCAGGUAUAUCUGGCUACACAUACGGAAACAUUGAAGCACCACCAGAAGGCAGGACUACAACAAAAGGGUGAAGGAAUCAUAGAGCUAAAGGCACAGGAGCAGCAGAAAAAACUUCAACAACAGUUGCAGAAAGUUCAACAACAGCGAAUGCAGUUAACCAGUUCAACAUAAGCCACUCCAUCACAGACGGCU